Molecule: messenger RNA, 1590 nt
Organism: Ixodes scapularis (black-legged tick)
Lineage: Eukaryota; Metazoa; Arthropoda; Arachnida; Ixodida; Ixodidae
Exons: 5
Coding region: 41-1471 (476 amino acids)
Cellular component (GO): intracellular membrane-bounded organelle
Source: RefSeq, a predicted model, not a curated record
GCGGAGCGUCUCCGAAACAAGUCAAGCCCCCCAAUCCAAGAUGGCAGCGCCCAAGAGCCGGCCGUCGGUGUCUUUGGUGUUCGACAUCGACGUCGAAGACCCGGACACCUGGUGUUCGGUGGGCCUCCUGACUAACACCGAGUGCCACCAGAAGCUUCUAACUUCCGUGUCCAGCAUCAAGAGCUUUUGCGACCUAAGCGAGGACGAGCAGCACUCCAUCUCACUGCGGGUCGGCACCGACGACAUAGACACCGUUUGCCGCCACCACCAGAAGUUCUACCACUACUACGAGCACCACAAGCGCGGGUGCGUGGAUCCGCUCAACAGCCAUGGCUCCAAGAAAACCACGGGCGACAGCGUGGUCGUCACCGAGGCCAUGGUCGAGGCGGCGGCAGGCGUCGUCGAGCUCGAGGAAGGUCAGAGGCUGUGCAAGAUGUGCGUCGCCGGGAUCACCAGCAGAGAGGAGUCCUUCGCCAGGGUUCUGGCGGACCCGGAGAACCAAGAACGGUGUAAGACGAUUGAUGACCUGGUGAGUCGGUGUUCAGUGGGGCUGAUGACGCUGACCCCGUGCCACCUGCGGGACAUGACGGGCCUGGUGGGGCUGCGCACCCUGGCGGCAGUGCCCUCCCGGCUGGCCUACAGCGUGGCCUCCCGGCUGGGCAGGGCCUUCGACUCCAUCUGCCUGCAUCAUGAGCGGGUCUACUGCGAAGGGCAAGGCCCCGACUGCUUCGACCCCGAUGGCAUUCACACGGCGAACAAGGACUACUCGUCCCUGUGGCUGGUCCCGCGGCGCUUUGCCCUGGCCUGCCGUGGCAACCCCGUGCUGAGGCCUGGCCAGACGAUCUGCCUCAAGUGCCUGGACAGCAUCCGCGAGAAGCACCCAGACGUCAACUCCUUCUACCUGGCAGACCGCGCCGAGACGCAGCGCAAGCUGGCGCGUAAGAAAGAUCCGUCGGUGGCCUCGGAGCAGCACGACGGCUUGGACCCGUACGACUCGUCGGCCAAGGAGAGCACAGACACCGCCGCCAAGGAGGAGGAUGCCGAGAGCUCUUCGGCGACCGAGGACGUCGACGGUGUCGGGAGGAAGCAAAGGCGCAGAAACUUUACGACGAGCGAUCGGCAGCUGCGCAACCUGCGUGUGGAGAACCCGGAGUUCAGCGAGGUGCUCGGCCAGCUCGACGUCAAGUCCAAGCUCCGAGAAAAGCGCAAGGUCACCAAGAACAUCAGCCCCCUCGUGGCGUCGCAGGGCGGUCGGGGCUCGCGGCACUACACUUCGCGUGGCCUGCACAUUGGGUCGAACAGCGACUCCUGCGACUGCCUGAUGGUGGGCUGCCCCGGCUGCCACUUCCCCUGCCCCAAGUGCGGGUCGGCCAAGUGCGGGGACGAGUGCCGCUCCAACCGCAGCUAUGUCUACGAGCACCUUGAGCUGGACGGCCACAACGGACUCAUUCAGAAUCCCCUGCUGGGAUGAAGGCCUUCUUUUUUUUUUCUUUUGAAGAAUUUAAAUGCUUUAAUUUUUUGGAAGCAGGAUAAAUGCUGUUGUGAAAGUUCCUUGUUUUAAACAACAACCCCCCAACGGGCUGAAGGGAA